Lonchura striata (white-rumped munia) is the source of this 10655-nucleotide messenger RNA. RefSeq names its product ELAV like RNA binding protein 1 (gene ELAVL1). Lineage: Eukaryota; Metazoa; Chordata; Aves; Passeriformes; Estrildidae. The record is from RefSeq and is a predicted model, not a curated record. Gene Ontology annotation, cellular component: ribonucleoprotein complex. Gene Ontology annotation, molecular function: RNA binding.
GCGGCGCGGGGGCGGGGCCGUGGCGCUGGAGCGGCUCGUUGUGCGCUGCGGACCGAUCGCCUCCCGCUGCCCGGGCCCGGCCGCCGCCGCCGCAGAUAUAUUGUAAAAUGUCCAAUGGUUAUGAAGAUCACAUGGCUGAAGAUUGCAGGGAUGAUAUUGGUAGGACAAAUUUAAUUGUGAACUACCUUCCUCAGAACAUGACGCAGGAUGAAUUACGGAGUCUGUUCAGCAGCAUUGGUGAAGUGGAAUCUGCAAAACUUAUUCGGGAUAAAGUUGCAGGACACAGCUUAGGCUACGGCUUCGUGAACUAUGUAACUGCAAAAGAUGCUGAAAGAGCAAUAAACACACUUAAUGGUCUCAGACUUCAGUCCAAAACCAUCAAGGUUUCCUAUGCCCGCCCAAGUUCUGAAGUUAUCAAGGAUGCUAAUUUAUAUAUCAGUGGCUUGCCCCGGUCAAUGACACAGAAGGAUGUAGAAGAUAUGUUUUCCCGUUUUGGGCGCAUCAUCAACUCACGUGUCCUUGUGGAUCAAACCACAGGUUUGUCCAGAGGGGUCGCAUUUAUCCGGUUUGACAAAAGGUCAGAAGCAGAAGAGGCAAUUACAAAUUUCAAUGGUCACAAACCCCCAGGUUCAUCCGAGCCCAUUACAGUGAAGUUUGCAGCCAACCCUAACCAGAACAAAAAUGUGGCACUGUUGUCGCAGCUGUGUCAUUCACCAGCUAGACGGUUUGGAGGGCCAGUGCAUCACCAGGCACAGAGAUUCAGGUCAGCAGAGAAUCAGGAUCUGCCACCGCCCUGCUCUUGGCAGAGAGCAGCUCGUGUACCGCUUUUAAGGGGUUUGCAAAUCACCAGUGGUACACCUCAAUUUGGGAACCCCUGGUUCUCUCCUAUGGGUGUAGAUCACAUGAGUGGGCUUUCUGGUGUAAAUGUUCCAGGAAACGCAUCUUCUGGCUGGUGUAUCUUCAUCUACAACCUUGGUCAAGAUGCUGAUGAGGGAAUCCUCUGGCAGAUGUUUGGCCCCUUUGGUGCGGUUACCAAUGUGAAAGUUAUUCGAGAUUUCAACACCAACAAGUGCAAAGGUUUUGGUUUUGUGACCAUGACAAACUAUGAAGAAGCUGCAAUGGCCAUAGCAAGUCUUAAUGGCUACCGCCUGGGGGACAAAAUCUUACAGGUUUCCUUCAAAACCAACAAGUCCCACAAAUAACUUGCUCGUGCUUUUUGUAUGGAAUAGAUAAUGGAGUGACAGAAGUUGAAACAUUUUUGUUAGUGUAAAACUCAUUUUGCGCCAAUUUUCACAAGUGUUUGUCUUAGUCUAAAUGAGAAGUGAAAAGGUUUUAUAUUCUGGGAUGCAACUGACAUGUUCAAAUGUUUGAAAUCCCACAAUGUUAGACCAAUUUUAAGUUCCUUUAAGUUAUUUCAUUUAAAACAUGUUAAAAAUCCCCUGAAAUCUUAAGUAGAUUGCAUUAACUAGACCCUCUGGAUGGUGGUAAAAUUGAAGCAUGCUUUCACUUAUGAGACUAACAUUUGUUUCAUUGAAUGUUGUCUGCAAAAACUGGAAUUUUCUGAAAAAUAUCAGGCUGAAUUAAUUGAUUUUCUUUGGUUUUAUGUUGUUCUUCCUACCCAUCCCCCUCUCCUUUUGUUCCCCCUCAGUUUCAGUAGUAUGGAAGAAAAGUUGAGAAAUACUAAUGUUUUAGUUGACAGUAAAUUGUUUGAUAAAUUAAUAUUCAUUACUCUGUGUCUAGUUGAGGAUCAGCUUUUAAAAGUCAAGGUCUUGUAAGUAGUAGCAUGCCAGCCUAACUUUAACACCAUUGAGGAGGUAAGUUGCACACUGAGCAGUGGCCAAGCUGUCCAAUUCACAGGUUUUAGAAACGUGACUUUUAAAGCCCACUUUGAGAGGAAUGGACCAAAGAGUUUCAAAGAAACUCCAGGAAGAUUUCAGAGUCAAAAUGAAACUCAAAAAAAGCAAGUGUGAAUAUAUGUUGCUACUUUAUCAGACUGAAUCUCUUCUGUCCAAAUAUUUAAUGCAUGGUGCACUACUUACAUUAUAAUACAGCAAGAUACUCACUCAUCUUCCAAGAUCAUUGUAGUUGGAAUUCCUUUGGCAGUUCUAUUUUGUAAAGAAAAACCAGUUAUAAACAUUUGAGCAUUGUAUUUCUCGCAUCCCUUCUAAUGAGUGCUAGUUUUUCUAUUUUAAUAGGAUUUUGUUUUGACAACUAGCUUUACUUACUGAACACUCAGCAGAAAAGUACUUACAACUUGCAAGUUAGAUAUUAACCAAAAAAAACCCUUUGAUUUGUAGAUUUAAAGAUUAAUCCCCCAGGUUUUCUGCAGACUGCCUUGAAACUUUGAGUUGUUCUGUUUCUGUUAAUUUUCUUUUGCUUUUUUGUGUUUUUUGUUUGUUUUUACUUUUGCAUUUAAGAACAUUAAAUUUGAUUUUGUUUUGCUCAAAUUUUGUUUUGUUUUUUAUUUUCUGUUCUUUUUUUUGCUAAGUAUUGCACAAAGUGUCCAGCUUUCAGAGUGCUGUUUAAGGAACUGUAGCUACGCUUUAAGAGAAUUUUAAUUUACUGCUUUGACAGAUGAGUAGAAGAAAAAGAAUUUUGAAACAAGCACCACAAUAAAUGUCUCACGUAGAAAUGAGUGUCACAGACUGAUGUAACCCUCAGGUGUGCUUCCGUAGGCAACUGGGAAGGCUGAUGCUUCCUGUACAGGUGUGUGAGCUGCUGUGCACAACUAGAGCCUUGGCUCUGGUGUUUAUGUAGGUAGAGCAGGUGUGGAAAUGAGGUCUGUGACAGUUGAAUGCAGUGUCUCCUUGUUUUGCCUGAAUCUCUACCAGCCCCAGAGUUCAUUUCCAAACUCGAGAGGCCAGUCCAUGCUGCCUGCUCGUCUCACUCCAUCCCCAGCUGACCUUGCCUUGUGCUUGCCGCCGUUUGUCCUCUCCUUGUCCUCUCCUUGCCACGGGCUCUGCACAGCCUGAGGGCUCCCUCAGCCUCCACAUGUGGCUGAGCUGGUGCCCAGCUCCAGGGAGGACCUGUGGGAGUUGCUGAUGUUCCUGGACCUGCCCAGGACAUAUGUAAACCCUACAGACAGGCAUUGGCCCAGCGAGAGCCUCCUGCUCCAUUUGAGCUUGUGUGCAGUGAAUGCAGGGGGAUUUUUCCUGUUAAAACAUCCAGCCUUGCCUCUCCUGCCAGUCUGUUCCCUCCCCAUCUCUUGAGAUGCUCAGUGGAACAGUGACACAGCAGCCAGCCCACUUCCACCCCUCAAAGCUGCUCUUGGCUGUCAGAGGUUUCCUUCCACCAGUUCAUCACCAUCCAUUUAUCACAUCAAUUAUUAUUUCCUUUCUGCGUACAAGGAGAGCUUGGGAAGCCUUCUGGGGGGUCUUCCCAAGUUAAAGCUGUGUAGUACAGAGAAGUUCUCUUAUGUGUCCCAUCAUUGUUGAACCCUGCACUGUCCUGUUCCACUUCCACAGGAGUGGGCUGUAGUCAUUCAGUUCCUGUCAUUCUCUCUUGCUUUAUUCCAUUUAAGAUAAAUUUGCUGCUAAACUAAAAUGGGAGUUGCUGUUUAUCACAAUACUUAGCAGGGGUUCAGACUUGUAGCGAGUGACCCCUAAACAUGACUCUGUAUCAGUACUGGUUCCAAGCACACUGGCCAUGGCAGCAGCACAUUGCUGUGCUGCCACUUCUGGAAAAACCUCCUUUUCUUGGAUGCUUUCUGGCAUCACUGUUCCUUUCUUUUUCCAAUUCUUCCCUCUUUUCCCAUCUCUCGUUCUUUGCUAAGUAAGAAGGAAAUGCAGGAUAUGGUUUUGUACCACUACUGCAACAAUCUCUUUUAGGAAAGGUCUGAUUCCAGCUUUCUUUGCUAGUUGCUCUGAUAAUAAUUUUCAGGCAAUUGUUAUGAGCAAAGUACUGCUGCUCGAGUCAGGAAAAGAGGAAAAACUCCUGCUAAUGUCCAGAGCUGAUACCAGAAGUAGUGUGUGAUCAUUGCUAUUCUAACAGUCAAAAAAAUCUUGGCAAAAAUACCUGAAGUCCAGAAAAAAUUGUGUAUGUAUUCUUGAUUCUUUUGGUCCUAAAGCAAAAGGCUUGUGCAUUCUACUAGUAAAGACUAAAAGGAAGCUUCUAGGGGUGGAAACUAAAUUCUAACAAGACAUCUGUCAGGAGUUUUUCUGCCCAAAAGGUAGGAGCAGCUGGUUUUCUUCUCACACUGCUUUGAAGCUCUCACUUGAACAGACUGUUUCAAGAGAGGUUUUGGCCUCUUUAUUCUCAAACAGUCUUCUGCUUUUUCAUCCAUCCAUUUGAUGGAAGCCAGGUGUUUCUGUCAGGUGAGUCUUCUGCCAGUAAAUGAUCCAGUAAAUGGAUCUUUGUGGAACCAAAGGCUGUCUCAAAGCAGAGGUCUCACAUUGCACAUGAGAUGCAGUGGUCUCAUUGAGGUAGAGAGUUCUGGAAAGUCUUCAUUGCAGGACUAGGAUGUGAUAAUCAGAUUUUGGAGACCUGAAUCUUUUGGUCUGUACUGAGAUGUGCUACAGGAACAGCUGAGAUUAGAGUGUUUUAAGGUCCUUUAGAAUAGGUUGAGUCUCUUGGGACAGCCCCUGGUGUAGCUUCUGAAGGACCAGGUGUAAUUCCUGCUGAAAACACAGGUUCAUGCUGCUGUCCCAGGGUCUCAUGCAUAGAUGCUGAGGGGAGUUACUGCAUUUGCUUCCCAGAUGUCCACAUGAAUGGAAUUUACCCCAUGCAGAACGCUGGCCAUGAGCCUCAUCACCUAGAAACCUCCUGUUAAUCAUUAGCACAUAGGCAAAUACCACAUAAAUAUGGAAGAGGAAUCUCUGUAUGUGCUUGGUGUGAGCUGGCAGAGGGACAUGCAGAUCCUUCAGGUGAGGGGAUGGCAACACCAGAAAUCCAGACAUGAGCAGAAUCAGAGCAGCUCAGUGUGUUCAGUUCUCGGUGGUUCCCUGUUAGAUGGUGUCUGUGCAGUGAAGUGUUGGAUUUGUUUUAUUUUAUUCUUCAAGCUGCAUUAUCGUAAAAUUUGAUUGACUUGAGCUGCUCCACUCUCCUGUCAGAGACUGGCCAGCGCAAUUACUGUUGCCUCCUGAGCCUUCCUCUGCAGUCCCUGCAUCUGUUACUGCUCUGGGACUGGGAAAGGCUUGAGGAUCCAGCUCCCAGGCUGAGGGGAGAAGUCACAUCACCACAGUGGUGUGUGUGGCCGCAUAGCUUUUCCUUCCAUUUGCUUGGAUAUGUUUUUUGUACAUCUGUAUCAUGUGAGUAUGAAAACCAUGGAAAACGCAGAGACAAGUCACUGGAGCAGGAUAAAUUGUCACCACAGUGAACAUUGGUUGGUCAGUGUGUGGUCACUUGCUCUUGUCCAGAUGACCAAAGGGUGUUUGCAUGGAAAGGACACCUAUUUUUAUAGGGGGAUUAAAUGUUGCGGUACUUUUAUUUAUACAAAGCAGUUAAAUAUCUUUUUAAGUUUUUAAAAAGUUAAAAAAAAGAAACUUGGUAUCAUUUAUAAAAGGAUAUCCAGCAGUCAAAACCAAAAUGGUGAACUAACUGCAAAGGUGAUCCAUUAUUUUAAGACUGAGUUUGGAAAGUGAAUAGUCCUUAAGGUCCUUCAACAACUGUUACAAUUCUAUGUUGCUUUAAUGUUCUGGGUAAGGUUAAUAAAGUAGAAAUUCUUAAAAUAUUUCAGGAAACAUUUUUUUCAGUGCAUUUUAAAUGGCAAAAACUCAAGGUCCUUUUUGGAUAGUUUAUCAUUACAUAUGUACUUUUAAAAAAAACAGACUUGGAGAAUAUCCCCAUGUUUAUGAAUCUUAACACAAUACACAGGUCAUAUGAUAAAUGGUUUAUUCAAAGUAGCUCCUCUGAUAGCUCUGCCUGCAGAUGGUUGGCGUUUGUGGGAGGUUUUUAACACGCAGCUCUUGUGAGCUACUGGUAGCCUGGUUGAAUCACAUAAGCAUAAGUUUGACUGGGGGCUCUGUCAGAAGGUCACCGUAUUUUUUAUUUCCAUAAUGAAAAAAUGUGUCCUUUAUAACUGUCGAUGAAGCACCUUAUUGUUACAUAUCUACAUUUAGGCAUCUACAAAUAGCUUUAGAGAGAAGGGACCAAAUACACCUUUAGCAUAAGGAAACACCAACACCUUCAGCUCCCUGAGUGGAGCUUUAGUCCUUUUUUCACUUUGUUUUUAUUUUCCAAGAGCUGAAUUUUUCACCUGAGGUACUUUAAUCUCUAUCUGGAAGCAGGAGAGUCUUUCUGUGCCUUUGGCAAGUUCCUCUGAUGUAGCUCUGCACUUCUGAAGGUUGGCUGCUCAGCACAGUAGAAUGGAUAAAUCCAGAGCUCAAGAGGCCAGUGGUUAUUUUCUCUGAUUAUUAUAUUUAUUAUUACUGGGCUUCUCCUUACUAAUAUAAAAAAUGAAAAAUGUGGAGUUCAUGAAAAGGGUCUCAAUUCCCUCCCUCUCGCUUGGAAGAGGCGGUGCCUCCAUGACAACCAGUGGAUUGAAAAUCACCGGUAAUUUCUGAGCAUCCGCUCGUAGGUUGAUCAGGUACGGCGUCAUUUCAGUGGUUGCUGUUUGUAGUAGUCUCAUGUAGUCAAACAAAACCAAACUCAAAGAGUUGCUUUCUCAUCCUGCAUGAUUUAAAGCCAGUCCAAAUCUUUAUGAUCUCGAAAGCAUAACUCACCACCCCAUGGGUGGCUUUGACAUUCCUCUGGAGAUUCCUUCUAGAUCACACUCGAUCAAACAGCAACAAAGGUUUAGAAAUAUUUUUCUGUUGAGUGGAAUUUUCAGCACUGAAAUUCUCUUUUGUUGCUAAUGAUGGAAAAACAGUAAUGGUAGAACUGCCACCUGAAACCUUGGAAAAUUGCUCUGUGUUCACAUUUUAGACUCUCAAUAUUCUCCUACUGUUCCUUCUUUCUAAACAUUUUUGAGUAAGGUUUUAGUGGUAUGGCUGAACUUUUUCACUUGGUCAUUGAGAAGAAAAUGGCUUGAGACAUUUGAAACAUAAGUUGAGAGAAACCUUUAUUUGAUGAGUAAUUUGAAUAAUACUGUACUUCUAGUCUUUUUAUUGAUUUCCUUUCCUUUAACUUAUGUAAUCUUUUGUUUAUAAAUUAAUCUGUUUGUGGGACAGAAGGUUUUAUCAAUUGCUUUCCAUACUGUACAGUAUAUGGUUACACAUUUUGUAUAUUUAGCGUGUUUUUAAGUUAUUGAUUUGUUUUAUAUCAAAUAAUUUAUUUUUCAGGUACCAUUUUCAUUUAAACUUUGUUUUUACAUGGGUUUACUUUAAAUAAAGUAUGACACUGCUUUCCAAAUGUCUAAAAUGAAGUUGAAUCCCAUUGUGUUAUUUUGAGAUGAUUUAUGUAAAUCAACUUAUUUUAGAAGUAACUGCAAAAAUGUACCAAGUUCAUACUUUGGUUGUGCUUCAAUUCAAGUGCUUGGAAAUUCUCUGCAAUGAUUUUUGAGCAGUUUGAAAAAAUGGAGUUUUCAUAUUGAAACAGUUCAAAGAUUUGUUGAUGAAGCAGCAGUUUUGUAGAAUCCUGUGGAUGGAGUUAUGAAUAUUGUUUUCUAUAUGGAUUUUCAAAAUUGAAUGAAACAACUCAUAGAUAUUUUUCACUGGUGUUAAGAUUUAAAUGUCGUUAUCUAUGUUAAUAGUGCAAAGGAGUUUUUGUACUUUUGCCACAUGUUCAUGGCUGGUUUUGUUGAGCACUUGUUUGGAACAUACUUGGGAUGCUUUUACUUGAGCCCUGUUGAAGGGUGAUGUACUUCAAAAUAGAAAUAGGCUUUUACUAAAUUGUUCAUAUUUUGUCUUUUUUUCCCUGCAGGAAUUGGAUUAUUAUUGUGCAGUUUGGAAUUUGACAUGUUUUCAGAAGAAUCUGAACUGUGUUCAGGAAUAGGCCAAUCAAGGUUCCUCCACUAAAGAUUUUGUAACUUGUGGCCAUGUUAGAAAGAUGGAAUUAAAAGAAGGGGCUUAGUUUCCUUUUUAUUUUUCAGGAAAAAAAUUGUUGUCUUUAUCUUACAUUUUUCUUCCUGAUUAAACCAAAGCCCAGUUACUUAGAAGUAUACAGCGAAACUUCUUCAGGGAGCUCCUGGGGAAACACCUCAAGUUGGCCCAUUGGAGCUUUAGAUUGGAUGAAGAUUUUCUGCAGAUUGUGCCAGGGUUGUCAAGCCCUGGCACAGGCUGCCCAGGGAAGUGGAGAAUCACCAUCCCUGGAAGUGUUCCAAAAACACGUGGCUGUGGCAUGGGGGGUCCUGGGCUGGUGGUGAACAUGGUGGUGCUGCCAGCUUGAUGGUUGGGUUUGAUUGCCUUAGAGGGUUUUUCAACCUAACAACUGUGAUUCCAUGAGAAGGGACCAUCAGUGUAGGUCAGGCUCCCUGGUUCCUUGGGUGAGGCUGGGGCAGGACUGUCUUGGUUUGGAAAGACAGGUGUCUGCUUAAGGAAGGCAGGAGCCUCCCCUGAAACGGAAUAAAAAAGUGUAGACCCCCUUCCUCCAAAUAAAUUUGAAAUUAAGGGGGGCUCUCAGGCACAAAUGUAGGAGCAGGAAUAACAGUUCUUUAUUAGGGAAGAAAAUAAAAAGAUAAAAUAAACAACGCAGUGAACCCAAACAACACUGACAGAGUCAGGGUACAACCUGGCACGCUGUUGGACAGGGUGUUGGCUGCAGUCCAGUUGGGAAUUGUGGCUGCAGUCCCGGGAGUGUCAGGUGUGGCUCUGUUGGAGCAGUGAUCCUGUAGAAAAGGGGGUGGUCUCCUUGCAGUGGAAGAGGCAGCUGUUCCUCUGGGAAAUCCGGGAAAUCCAGGGCAGGAAAAGCCGGGCUGGUGCUCCAGAAACUCCAGAUUACAUCCAGGUAGGAACGCUUGGCUCCUCCCUCUGGGCAGAGCAUCUCCCAGUGGGAUGCUGCAGCUUUUAUCAGUCACACAGUGACAUUCAAUGGCCCAUGAACAGAGGAUUGGUUUGGGGAAGAGAUGAAGGAAAGUGCCCACUUAGGAGAAGACAACUGCCAUACCUCUAACAGAUGGCAACUGAGCACAUCUUGCCUUGCAGUCUAAGACAAGGACAGACACCCCAGGUAAAACCCUGGAGGAGGUUCUGUAAGAAGUGUUUUCCAGAAAUGCUUCUGAGACCACAUCUUUUUGGUUGAAGGAACACAUAUAACCCUGCUAGCUCUGCACAGACUGUGUUCCAGUCUUAGUCCUUUCUUCACCAAAACAAACUCAGUUUUGAUAAGCUGAAAUCUGUCCUGCUGUGUUUCAGCAGGUGCCUCCUGUCCUUUAGUCACAAAAAUGAUCUCUCUGAGAGCUGAGCUAAUUGUUGUACCUUUGAGACAUUGCCUCUGAUUUUUCUCUUAAAGACUUACUGAGAAAAGUGAUGUAAAGUAAGAGAUUUAGAUAGUAUUUUAUGUAUGAUAUCACGGAACAUGUAGCAAUGCUGCCUCUGCUCAGGAUCUCUUCCAACUCAGGAGUUUUUAGAUUUGCAGUUAUUUUUUCUGUGAUGAGAAUUUCUCAGUUCAGCACUGUUCGCCAUAUGGAAUUAUUUGUUGAGCUAAAUUGGUAAAGAGCAGAAGUGAGAAUUUCUGUUCCUACCAUUAUAUCAGUGGAUUGUUGAAUGUGCAGGAUCUGGUGUAUUCAGGAAUGCUUCAUUGGGAUUUAGACCUUUCCUGGGUUUUCCUCUGCAUGGAGCUGGAACCCUUCUCCAUUUUUGCUCCCACCAGAGUUCAUCCCAUGUGGUUCACUUUGCUCAUGUUCAUUUUUACCACUAUGGUAUUUUCCAUGUUUUUCUUCUAUGAAAAAUUGUGAGGGAAAAAUAUAUUAAAUUCCAAAAAGCGUAAUCACAGACAUAGCCAUGUGAAGUUCUAGCUCCUUAGAAAUUACUCUUUUUCUAAAAGCAAACAAACAAAAAAAUUGUGUAGACCCUUUAACACCCAGACAGGGAUUCUGGUUUUUGCAGAAUUCCUGAUAGACUCCCUGGCUUUUGACUAUUUCCCCUCCUUGCUCUGCUCUUGUGAUAUUCUGCUUCCAAAUUUCACCCCCCUCAUUUCCAGAACAAUGAAAGAGGGAGGGGGGGAGAAAAAAGGUGUUAAACUGAUAUGUCAGAGAAAGAUGUCUGAACCCUUUUCUCCAUAUUUCCUAUCUUUAAAAAAUUCUGGAAGAAUAUGACUGUAAGAAGUGUCCUGGGUCGUGCUGACUUGCUCUGGAUUCUGUCCCAGCAGUGGCAGUGAACAGCUAUUUAAGGAAAGCCUGGCUUCCGUCCCCCCCUCCCUUCAUUCCCCUUGUGCUUCCCCAGCUCCAUGUCAGAGGGGCCCUAAAUACCUCCUCUUCUUUAGAAUCCUGAUUUUUGAAACUGCCUUUCUUUUCCCUAAACUCUCCUCUGCUUCAUCCUCUACUGACAGCAGGAAGAGGAAGUGGAACAUUUGGGAGUGGUUUUACACAUAUGUGUUAUCUGUGCAGCUGAAGGAAGGUGAAUAAAUCACAAUGCUUUGCUCUUUGCACUGUGACACACUUUCUUUUUUGUCUUUUUUUUUUAUGUUUAUGUAUAGAAACUGAAGAGCAAAAUGAGACUCUGAAUCUAGUUUGUCAGAACAUAACUUGUACUAACAUCUCAUUAACAAAUAAUGUUUCAUUGCAUCAAAAUUAAUUUAAAUCAAAUUUGGCACAGUUAAAAUACAGAUUUUCUUUAUUUGAA